Messenger RNA from Poecilia latipinna (sailfin molly), 6141 nucleotides. It is a transcript of the gene lzts1, whose product is annotated as leucine zipper, putative tumor suppressor 1. The transcript has 10 exons. Gene Ontology annotation, cellular component: dendritic spine. Gene Ontology annotation, biological process: regulation of synaptic plasticity; regulation of dendrite morphogenesis. The coding region runs from base 761 to 2680 and encodes 639 amino acids. The record is from RefSeq and is a predicted model, not a curated record. NCBI's taxonomy places the organism in Eukaryota, Metazoa, Chordata, Actinopteri, Cyprinodontiformes, Poeciliidae.
AGAGGGCAAGCGCCUUUUUUUCCUCCUUCUGAUGAACUGUUUGUUCAGGGUGGGUGCAGGGCAGCAAGUGGGAUGGAUGGGUGGAGGGAGGGACUAACAGGGUGAGGGAGAGGGAGGAAUGAAUGGUUAUUACACAGUUAGUCGAUGCACUAACGCACUUACGGGGCAGUAUGCAGAGAGAACGUGUGUGUGGGGGGGGUUGCACUGAGGGUGUAAAAGAUCCUUUGUGAAAGCUGGGAGUUAAUCACUUGAGCGGCACACGCCGGUUCUAUGGGAGCACAUGUUACACACCAGCUCCCCAGGGAGGAGUGGGAGGUCUCUAUCUCUCACACACUCUCGUUUUGGUGCACACAGAUACACAACUGAAUUUCCAUAUCAGUUAUGAUGCAAAACUCGGCACAAGCUGACUAGACAAGCUGGAAGACCCACCCUCUUUUAUCUGGAUGGUUAGCAGACCCUCCUGGCCAGGGUGGUAGUGUUUGUAUUUGCACCUCGUCCAUUCAUACAUGCACACAUGCCUGGCUGCUUGUUUCCUUCAGGACUGGAUGGAUGACUCUGUAGGGGCUUGGCAAGAUAUGGGUGCUUAGUUUGGCCUGGCAUUUCUACUACACACUCUUGCUGAUGGUGCUGUGAUUCUCCUCAUCAUGACACGUGAGAUGAGGCCAAUGUCAGAAAUUUCCUGGUGUCAUGAGACGUGUCACCCAUACAGUUCUUUGUAAGUUUUCCAUCUGGACCUGUCGACACCUGUGCUUGCAAGACCAUGGGUAGCGUCAGCAGCCUUGUUGCUGGAAACAGUCUGAACAGCAAGCACUGCAAGGCUUCUGACUAUCGGUUAAAGGAGGGGACAAAUACUCACAGGAAGAGUGGAGGGUGCAAUCUUGAUGGCUUACUGAAGUGUGGCUUUGCUCAGAGUUCCUCUUCCACCACUCAUCACUCCAGAGGCCUCUCCCACUCUAGGUCAGGAAGAAGUGAAGAUUUCUUUUACAUUAAGGUGAACCAUAAACCGAGGUCUACGCACCACAGAGAGAGAUCAUUGGAAGAUGUUGCGAGUAGAGACAAGGACUCUGAUGGACGAUCGCAACCAAAACUGCUGUUCAUGCCAGGAAAGAUUUUAGAGAGGCCUCCUGCUGAGAAAUCGCUCGUCCAUACCACCGCCUUCAAGUCGGUGAACACAACGACGGCUUCAUCCACAGAGACUGGCCACGUCCUCUGUCCCAUGAGGAAAGCAAGUACUCCGAAUGUUGGACACAAACAAGACCCCUUAGGAACUCUCUCUGACUCUGGGCGUAACUCAAUGUCUAGCCUCCCUACCCACAGCACCAGUGGCAGUCUAAGAGCCUCCACAGGCCUUGUCAGUCAGAAUGAUGGGAGCUCAGGUCUGCUAAACAGCCUCUGCAAAGGACAACAGCCCAAUUUCCCUCCAUGGGUCAAUGGAAAUAACACAAACCUCGAAAGCAGUUACAGGGCUUGUUUAAGCAGCAGUGUGUUGGCUUCUAAGGCUAAUGAGGAUGCUGGCUCCCCACUGUCUGCAGACGAACCAAGAACUCUUUCAGAAACGGCAGGUGGGAUCCGGUCCCCCAUAACGACAGAUGAGUUGCUGAUUGAGCAUCUAGAACAGAGACUGCUGGAGAGGGAAAAUGAACUUCAGGAGCUGCAGGUGAGUUUAGAGUUGAAGGAGGCAGAAACGUGUCAUUUGUUUGAGGAGAGACAAAAGUUCUGCGCAGAGGAGAUGGACGGACUGAAGCAGCGGUGCACCACACAGCUGCGAGAAGUGUCUCAGAUGAAUGCAAAAACCCACCAGGCUCUUCAACUGCAAGUUUGCUACCUCCAGAAAGAAAAUGGAAAGCUCCAGGAAGAUCUCUCGAAGCUCACGCGAGAGAAGGACCUCGUUGAACUCAGACUGAGGUCAUAUGAGAAAGAGAGCACCCAACUCGUGCCAACACUUGAGGAAACCCAGUGGGAGGUGUGUCAGAAGUCAGGAGAAAUCUCUUUAUUGAAGCAGCAACUGAGGGACUGCCAAGCGGACGUGAGCCACAAGCUAAAUGAGAUUGUAAGUCUCAAAGCAUCACUAAAGGAAAACACAGCAAAAGUGGAGAGGCUCGAGCAACAGAACAAGGACUAUGAAGACAAACUCCAGUCAUGCACCAGAGAGGUUGAGGUGUACCAAAAUGAACUUCAGCGCAAAAAGGUUGAGGCUGAUUUUCUGAGAGACAACGUUGGCAAACUGGAGCAAGACAUUCAGCAAGUCAAACAGGAUCUUGUUGCAGCUGAAGAGCAGAAGCUGCAGAAAAGCACUGAACUUAAAAAUCCAAUCCAGGAGUUAGACUCCCUUGACCAGGUCCGAGGGUCAGAGAACAAGAAGUGCAUUUUCACCGGCUCACUCCAAAGAGAAGUGGAGAGACUGAAGCAGGAGCUCAGAGAGGAGAAGAAUGCUCAGGGGAAAAUGGUCAGCAGCUUUGAGCUGGAGAGGCAGACUUGGAACCAGGAGAAAGACAGGGUGAUCAAAUACCAGAAGCAGCUCCAGAUCAAUUACCUGCAGAUGCACAAGAAGAACAAAGACCUGGAGAGGAUCCUGAAGGAGCUGACGGCCGAGCUGGAGAGCCGAACAGAGCUGGGCUUGGACCUCAGAUACAGUGCAGGGUUACAAACUUAUGAGGAUGUUAUUGCCACAGAGAUUUGAGAGAAGCAGCCAUUUGUAUCUUUUCUAAAAACACAAACACAGUUUGACACUUACUUCAAGCACUGACUGUUUUUUUUAUAGCUUAGCUUAUUUAUUCAAAUGUGGGUAUUAUAGCAUAAUCAAUGCUACUGAGAAUAGUUAUUGAUUAUCUCAUUGUUCUUGUUUAAAAGUAAAUUAUAGAUUUGUUAUGUUUAAAUUUGAUUAUUUUUUUUUAAUUAUUCUGUCCAACAAGAACAAUUGUGGUUUUAAUUUGACGUACUAGUUGAGAGAAAGUGUUUGUAUGUUAAUAGUAUUGUCUUAUAGAACCAUGGAGUAAUCAUGAUCAUUUUCCAUGACAUGUUCCAUGACAGUAAGACAACGAGGUCUUGUGUUAUAAAUUAGCACUGAUUAAUCUUGAUCUGUCUCUCACUGUAUAUUUCCCCCAUUUUCACUUUUAAGCAAAAAAGUUUGAACUGUACAGUCUUUUCAAAUAAGCACACAUAUCUGCAAAUGCUUCCCUUUAUUUCACUAAUGUGCUGUAAACAGUAUUGACCUAAAAUACAUGUUUUAGUCACCUUUAAUAAGUCGUGUGUUUUCACCCUAAAAAUUUAAUACUUGUAUUUGUAAAAAACCGGCAAAUUGAAUAUAUUAUUGUCAGUCUUUAGAUCUUGUAAAAUGUAACCUUUCUUACAGCAUUUCAGUGUUUAGUAUAUUUAUCUUGCCAAUAAAGAUGUUUAUUUGUGUGAACAUCUCAUAGGACAUAUUUACAGCUGAAACCAGAUAUUUUCAUAACCUGAAUAAAUUCCUGAUUGUCUGACAUCAAAUGUGACAGAACUUCACAGUUAGGAUUAUAAAAACUAUUUUAAAAUUAUUUCGGUUUUCUAACUUCAACAACCAUGAGUGAGAAGAUUUCUUCAAAUGUACUUUCUUCACAUUUCGAACCUAUACAUUUCCUAAGAACAUUGUCAGGAGAUAUAGCCAGGUUUGAAUUUACACGCCUUCAGGUAUAUGGAGGUGGACUCUACACUGUAAUUUUAAAGUAAAUGUUGCUAUCAACGGAGACCAGAUGAGUCUAGAUAGUGAUGGAGGGUAGACUCUGUUAUAGAACUAAAUGAAAUCCCAAUUCAGUUUAUUAAAAAUGCAUUAUUCAUAACAAGAGUCAAAGUGGACAUGGAAACUUCAGAGGAGUUGUAGAAGUUGGAGUUGCACUACUGUUUGUUGGACUAUCAAAAUUUGCUCUAACUACACAAGGCGUGUGGUUUUAUCGAAACAAAAUGUAAAAAUGUUUGAGAACACUGAAUACUUUUCCACAGUACAUUAUUUGGUGAUACAGUGGUCUGAGGGGUCUGCAGUACAAGACCCCAACAUCCAUAAUCUUUCGUUGUCUCUUUUUUUUUUUUUGUCUCAACUAAAAUUCUGUUGAUUUUAGUUGAAGGGGAAAAUAUUUUUCACUAACUAUUAGUCCAGGUUCUCAUCGAAUGCGUACACAGCGCUCCCUCUCCAUCCACUUCACACUCAGGGGACCACUGAAAGACGAAUAGGCACGCACAGUGUUAGUAAUCUGUUUAAAAGGGAUAGUUUAGAUUGCUUUGCUACCCACCAGAGUCUUACAUUACCUCUGAAAGUCAGGGGAGAUUUAGAGUCAGACAAAUUUAUUGGAACUGAGGUGCUGUGACCACUGGCUGAGAAACUGAAGUGACUGAUAAGACCUUCACAUCACUUUAUUCUAAGCCUCUGUCAAGGCAUGUGCGGAGGCGAACCCAAAUGCAGCCCUCAACUCCAUCGCCAGACAGGUAGAGGCAAAAAAUACAUUUGAUUUUAAUGAAAACAAAAGGAGCUGCACAGGCAGUAGUUCAAGAAACAUAAAAGCAGAAAUGUGAAGCCAAGCAUCGGAAAACAAAACUGGUUUUGACAUUAGGUGAGCACUACAAAAAAAAGAGAAAAGAUGAAAAAGAAAUGAAAUAAGAAAAAGGUCCAACUACACACAAAGAAAAUGACUGAGGGAAACCAGUGGUGUUAAAAUACGAGGCCUUAUUGUGGGUAUAAAGCAGAAAAGGAUAAAUGUAUUGUCUACUAACAUAAAAUUUACACCAUGAUACACAGAAAUCAAAGUAAUAAAUUAAGUUGAUGUCGCUGAAUGACACAAGGACAACAUAUUGAACACGCUCAAUGUAAUUGACUAAAUAAAACUGGAAUAGAGAAUCCUUUCUUGAUAAACUUUGGCAGCAUGCAUUGCUCAAGUGCGACUUUGAGUAGUUCACCCUGACCAACUGCGUUUAAAUCUUAAAGUUUCUGAAAGUCUCUCCUCUCACUCUGAUCUUUUUCAUUUGGAUUCAAGUCAGACUGACUGAGCCAUUCUAGCGGCUUUAUUUUCUUUUUCUGAAAUCAACACCUUCCUUGGCUGUUUGUUUGGGAUCACUGUCAGGCAAAAAAAAAAAAAAAAAAUGUCCCUCUUUCAUCUACUUAUCAAGGAACUUGUAUUAAAUUUCUCCAUUCAUCCCUUCUUCAGUUAUAUAAAGCCUCCUAGUAUCAUACAUGCCAUAUGGUGCUGGCAGUACUGUAACUGUGUAACCUUCACUGUUGGUAUGGUGUUCUUGGAUGGUCAUUUCAAUCCCAAACACAUCUCCAAGCAUGUCCCGGUGAUUAUGGUGAAAUUGUAUUUUUUGCAUCUGUAGAUUACUGUUCGAACAAUGUUCAUUGGAGAAUUUAGGAGUUUAGACGUAUCUCUGUAACCAAAGCCACUGGUUGGUUGUUUAGCAUUAAGGUUGGGAAAGCCAUGAGAGAGAUCUUUGACUGUACCGCUCAUGAGAGACUUCUUAGCCUUGAUCUCGGCAAACCCAUCAGAGAAACCCUUUCACAUUAUUUGGACUGAAGGAUUGCUUUCUGCAUACACAUAUAAAUCAGCUGGUGCCUUUCUGCAUCUUUGUUUUCUCUUGUGUCUUCAUACCAAUAGCACUGUUAGAAAUAUAUUUAAAGGAAGAAAAUCUCCAAAUUAAUUAGAGGCCGCACAAGUUACAGCAAACAAUGACAGCAUUGGGGAAGUGCUGGUGAAUUAUGAAAGGUUUCAAAAGAUCUUUGAUGUUGCUUCUUAAAAAAAACAAAAUUCUCUGUCAGUCAAUCAGUCUGUAGUCAGUCUACUUGUCUUAUCUUGCCCUAUGUUUCAUUUACAAGAAGAAUUUUACUUUUUCUUCCGUGUUCAAAAGUACAAGGUGAGCAGUGUUCAUGCAUGAACGUUUUCAACCAAUUUGUAACUAAAAAUUUCUUUCAUGUCACAUAUGGCUGAAAAAUGAAUGGAUUAAGCAAACCAGUUAAUUCUUCACCUACAUUUUGACACAUUUCUAACGCAGACUUAUCAAAAAAGCAAUUUUUGUAGUCUGUCAAGUGUAUAUGACCUCAUAACCCACAUUUUGUUUUCUGGUUUGGUUCACAAACUGUUAAAAAAUUGCAGACUGUUCCUACAUAGGGAAUGUAUUUUGAGAGGG